Aspergillus pseudotamarii is the source of this 1635-nucleotide messenger RNA. RefSeq lists its product as uncharacterized. The record is from RefSeq and is a predicted model, not a curated record. NCBI's taxonomy places the organism in Eukaryota, Fungi, Ascomycota, Eurotiomycetes, Eurotiales, Aspergillaceae. The coding region runs from base 1 to 1635 and encodes 544 amino acids. The transcript is spliced from 3 exons.
AUGGAAUCAUCCAGGCUAGAGGCUCUGCCUGCAGAGAUGAAAUAUGCCAUCUUAUGCGCUCUCCCAGAUCUUGCCUCUUUUAAUGCGUUGGUUCACGCUUCUACCACCUUCCAUAUGGUGUACCUAUCGCGGCGAAAAGAGCUGCUAUCGAACGUCUUGAAGAGAUAUCUCCAGUUACCUGUUCUAAUCGAAGCAGUUGCUGCUUUGAUUGCCUUGCGUGAUUUGGAAGAAAGACGCAAAAAGCCCAAAGGUUGUAUCACGGCAAUUGAAGACUUUCUGUACAAAUAUAUCCCAUUACGCUCCAAUUUAAAUCCUAACCUAAGAUUUAUGUCGAAGUAUCAUAAACAGGGGUUGAAUGUUUAUGACGUAUUUGCGACUUUCACAGAGAACGACCUAAUCGAAAUGGCUCGACUUCAUACAAUGGUGGAGUAUAUUUCGGAAGAUAUGGUCUGUUAUUUUCUCAAAGCCAUACCAGGUACCCAAGAACAAGAGCGAAGUAUUACCAUCUCCCCGUCAGAAUCAUAUCGAAUACAGCGCGCCAUCUAUCGACUGGAAAUAUUCCGACACUUGUGCGAACAGACAUAUGUCGACGGGGAAGAACCGUCGUAUAUCCCCCCAAGUGGAGGGGAAAUUCGGUCGUAUCUGCUUUCCGUAUUGAGCCCAUGGGAGAUGGAGGAGACCAAGUGUUUCCAGGAGUAUAUCUUCCACCACUAUGAAGUGCUGCCUGGAGCAUCCUAUUCCGCAGAUAAUUGGGAACUUUUCCCCGAGGAAGAUGAUCCAGCGAACCAUAUAUAUGAACACGAUAUUCAUGACAGCUUUAGGGAGACAUUCAUGCUUUUUGGGGUAGGGUACCUCUAUCGCUGGAUCCGCGUAUCAAGAAUAUCUUGUCCAGAGGAACGACUGGCCCAGCAGAUAGCCAUGACCCGUGGUCAAUUGGGCUACGCGGACUGUCCCUUUCAUGAUGCUUUCGAAGAAGAUCCUGAAUUUGAUUGCUACAUAGAUUAUGGCGAUGGAGGCAUAAGCGGCAGGAUCAUCUUGUCGGAUGAGGAUUGGAAUAUGCCAAACCUGGCGUGGAAGUGGCGCUUAGAGCCGGGUACGCGAGACGAUUACAGAUAUGCCUUUGCAGCAUCCUGGAAUCAUACAAUACGCACGUGGGGAUAUGUAUUCUGGGACAGACAUCGGUUUGAGGAAUGGGAUAUUGACCUGCAGACUCUGAAAGAGCAGUUCAAGGGCAUUUGGAAUUCCCCGCGCAAUUGGGCAGCUUGGGAGGGCCAGCUUCCUGGCCAAACCACGGAUCAUCCGGAAGUCUCGGAGAACAUGGAGCUGAAUUUCAUUAGUGACCAUAUCAGCUAUAACGAGAUUGCGGCCCUAUUGGAGAAAUGCGCCCGCAGGAAGGUGGAGAAAAGUAUAAUGCCAAUGGAGGUUAUGGAUCAUGUUUGGAAGCACAAGGAAGAUAUCCCGGAGGACCUGAAAGGAAAGAGAGCAGUUCCGGAUGACUUCUGGAUCUUGGUGAAAGGGAUGCAAGGAUCAGGCAGACUCUGGGGGCCACCGGGGCAAAUACAUAAUGACUUGUUCCGCAAUGUGAAGAUGAUGACUUUUGAGCGGUAUUUUGAGAAUAUUUGUGGCUCUCAAUAG